Aspergillus calidoustus is the source of this 1896-nucleotide messenger RNA. NCBI's taxonomy places the organism in Eukaryota, Fungi, Ascomycota, Eurotiomycetes, Eurotiales, Aspergillaceae. The record is from the annotation of a GenBank genome assembly.
AUGGCUGAGGUCAGUCCACUGGCAGAGCUCUUGGGGCAGGCCAUUUACCAUUUCAACCUUGUGAGACCACUUUUGCCGACUUAUGGACAUGUCAUUCUCUCUGCCUUGUUCCCACUAUACAUUGGCGCCCAUGCCUCGCUUUCAAGGCCCAGUUGUGCCGCGAAGCCUCCCAAAGCGUCCGAGAAGGAAGCUAAGAACGAAACGGAGGAUGAAGAUGAAGAAGACGAAGCCCAUGAUGAUGAUCAGAAAAUGGAAGGUCUUGCCCCAAGCGACGCCCUGGUGUUUCCGUUGACGGCUGGUGCAACACUUGGUGGCCUGUACCUAGUCAUCAAAUGGAUGGGAGCCGACACCUUGAAUAAGAUUCUUGGAUUUUACUUCUCUCAAAUGGGCAUAUUCUUUGCCAUGGCCUUUGUGAAAGACGCCCUUUCGGUUCUGAGAUCAUUCGUCUUCCCGCGUAAAUACAAGCGCGGUGGGAAGGUCUGGAAACCCAAGCCAUCUGACCGGGUCUUCACUGCUAUACAAACCUCGGCUGGUUCGGAGCAACUUGAAACGCAACAAUCGCCUCUACCAGGAAUCUUCGGUCUGAUUCCGUUGCCUGGUACUGUUCUUAGCGCUCUUUGGACCUGCCGUGAGGUACUGUACUGGCGAGCAAAGCUUCGUUUCCAUGUCCAUCGCAUCGUCCACCUGGAUUGUUCCAUAGGUACACUUGAUAUCUUGAGUGUGCUGAUGGCCCUACCAGCAGUGGCCUAUUUCACAUUUGUCUCCAAGCCAUGGUGGUUGACCAACUUUCUCGGCUUUUCCUUCUGCUAUGGUACUUUACAACUAAUGUCGCCAUCUACGUUCGUCACGGGGUCUCUGAUUCUCGGCUCGUUGUUCUUUUACGACAUAUACUUUGUUUACUUCACUCCCUUAAUGGUGACUGUUGCAAAGAACCUCGACGUCCCUAUUAAGCUCUUGUUCCCUCGGCCGCCCGCCCCGACGGAGGCUCCUGGCACAGUUUCUCUAGCAAUGCUAGGCCUAGGUGACAUCAUCGUGCCCGGCAUGAUGGUUGGACUGGCUCUUCGAUUUGAUCUCUUUCUGUAUUACAAGCAAAAGGGCAUGCUCAAGGCGAAAGCUGAAGGCGAAGCAUCCGGAUUUGUCAAGCCAAUAUUCCAACAAGCGACGGGGGGAUGGGGAGAGCGGUUCUGGGCGCCAUCAGCCAAAUCGACCGAGCCUCAGCUGGAAAUUCCAUACGAUACCGCUCGUUCUUUUCCAAAGACCUACUUCAAGGCCAGUUUGGUCGGAUACACUGUUGGGAUGGUCACAACGCUUGCCGUCAUGCAAAUAUUUGAUCAUCCGCAACCGGCUCUCUUGUAUCUCGUUCCAGGAAUAUUGAUAUCGCUAUGGGGAACAGCAUUGAUCAAGGGUCAGGUACUCGAAAUGUGGGAAUUUAGCGAGGGCGAAGAAGACGAGGAAGAUACGAGCGAAAAAACCGGCCAGGAAAAUGCAGCCACCUCGGACAAGGGCCGUAGUCUAUUUGCUCGUCUCUUUUCCAAGGCCAGCGAAAACACAGAAUCUGGGAACCUCGACAAAGCUUCCAAUGACACCAAACGGGAUACGGCAUCAUCUGAGAAAACCAAAGAUCCGGCUGACGAAGAGAAAACCGAGAGCAAAGACAAGCCGGCCUCAAAAGCGGAUGACAAGGAUGAUUCUAAGCAUCUCGAUAUUUUCUCCUUUUCUAUCUACGUUCCUCGCAGGGCAAAAUCGAGCAAAACACACGCCGAAGAGAAUACCGGCAAACCUACUAUUUAUGGAGAAGAAAAUUGGUCAUACGUUGGUGUCGGCAAGAAGGAUAAUGAACCACCUGCGAAGAGGCGUCGACGCAGUCCGAGAAAUGCUGCAGCGGCGUCUCAAUAG